AUGCCCCGGAACGAAAGCAGCAUCGAAAUCGCAGCCCCGCCGUCCAAGGUGCGGGAGGUGAUUCUCAACUUCCCUGCCCUUUCCGAGUGGCACAAGGACCAUAUCCGACGCAUUGCCGUGCAGGAUAAAUCCAAGAACCCAGAAUCAUUGGUACCCGGCGACAAGCUCGACGUCGACAUCGAGGGAACGAAAUUCGUGGCAGAGGUGAAGGAAAAUUCCGAGAACCUAUUCGCCUGGCAAGGGCCCCCCGUCUUCACCGUCGCUGGUUUUCGCCAAUUCAAAAUGGAGCCCACCAAGGACGGCACGGCGACCAUCUUCACCCAGUCGGAGGAUCUCGAGGGCUUACUGGCGUGGCUCAUGAGCCCAUCGCUAUUGGGCAAGAAGAUGAAGGCUCACUUCGACAUGUUUAACAACGAUCUCAAGACUCGGGCCGAGUCGACUUGA
Messenger RNA from Penicillium argentinense, 444 nucleotides. Its product is annotated as SRPBCC domain-containing protein. Bases 1 to 444 code for a protein of 147 amino acids. Lineage: Eukaryota; Fungi; Ascomycota; Eurotiomycetes; Eurotiales; Aspergillaceae. The record is from RefSeq and is a predicted model, not a curated record. The transcript is spliced from 3 exons.